UUGAAGUGGCAUUCAUGUGUGACCGUAUGUCAAAAAUGGAAAAUAAUAGAAAACAAUAUAACAAGAGUAAUGAUCAUUUCCCGAAGAUUAUUUUAUUGAUCCUGGCAGCCGAAUUCUGUGAACGAAUGUCUUAUUCUGGAAUGCGAGUUUUUCUAACCUUGUACUUGCGCAAUAAAUUGGAUUACACUGACGAUGAGGCAAAGGAAAUAUAUCACAUGUUCAAUGGAAUGGUCAGCCUUUGUCCCAUAUUCGGUGGAAUAGUAGCUGAUAAUUACCUAGGAAAAUAUCGAACAAUACUAUACAUGAUGUUUAUUUAUGUGAUGGGCAACUCAUUAGUAGCUGUUACCGCGAUACCGCAGCUAAUGUUCCCCGGUCGGCUUUGCACAUUACUGGGUUUAUUUCUAAUCGCGGCUGGCACUGGUGGUAUCAGGCCUUGUGUGACUGCCUUCGGAGGUGAACAGUUUGCUCUGCCGGAACAGGAGAGACUGCUUACAUUGUACUUCAGUAUACUCUACUUCAACUUGUGUGUCGGUAGCCUUAUCGCGAAAACAUUAGCUCCUAUAUUCAGAGGCGACGUCCAUUGCUUUGGUGAUAAAGAUUGUUAUCCACUAGCGUUUGGUGCGCCUGUUAUUGUUAUUAUUUUAUCAAUAGUGUUGCUUGUGAGCGGGAGACGUCGUUAUAUAAUCAAAGAGCCAAAGGGAAAUAUUGUGGUUGAUUUUACUAAGUGUAUUUUUUUAGGGUUAAAGCUAAAAAUAACCAAACGCAGUCAAAACAAACACUCUCAUUGGUUGGACAGUACGCGACACAAAUACAGCAAUAAAUUUAUUUGUGACAUAAAGAGAACCUUAUCUAUACUUAAGUUGUUCAUUAUAACUCCGAUAUUUUGGUCGCUUCUUGAGCAAAUGGGUUCUAGUUGGGCGUUACAAGCAUCAAGAAUGGACGGCAAGUUGGGAUCUUACACGAUCAAACCUGAUCAGUUGAUUGUCUUGUCACCUAUAUCUGUUAUGAGUUUUAUAGCAUUGUCACAAAAGUAUCUCUAUCCAUGUUUAGCUAAAUGGAAUUUAUUAACCAAUCCCUUAAACAAACUGAAAGUGGGAGGCAUCAUGGCUGCACUGGCGUUUGUAGCGUCCGCCAGCGUCGAAACAUAUCUCAAGACAACGUAUCCAGAACUACCACAAACAGGUUUUUCACAAUUAAGAAUUUUCAACGGCAAUAAUUGUAAUGUUACAAUAUUCAAUGAAGCAAAGAACAUUUCCUAUACAAUACAACCUUUUUCACAAUUCACCAACACCAAAGUAACCGUAUUGAAUAAAGAAUCUGUUACUUUUAAUUUCGUUAGUGAUUGUUUUAAAAUUAAACAUGAAGAAUUAUUACUAGAAGAAAAUAAUGCAAAUUCAUUCUUUUUAACUAAAAAUAAUAUAUAUAUUUAUGAAGAUAAUAUUGAAAAAAGUAAAUCAGGAUUUCCUAUGGUAAGAUUUCUAGUCACGGAUGAUGUCAAGAAACCUAUAGAAAUGUACAAUAUGAAAUCAAAUCAUAUCGAAGUUAACAUGUCAACUACCAAUAUAGAUACUCGAUGGGAAGUUUUUAGAUCAAAAUAUUCUAUAAAAGUUGGUGAACAAGAAAUUCUAGACAAUAUUCAACUCGAAAGCGGUGGAGUUUACAAUAUUAUUAUAGCAAAAAAUGCAACGCAUUAUAUCGCGAAUGUUAUAUUGAUCACGGAACCAAAUUCAAUAACAAUAUUACUCCUCAUACCACAAUUCAUAUUUCUCUCAAUAGCAGAAGUGAUGUAUGCAGUAACAGGCAGUGAGCUUGCAUUUCGAGAGGCGCCAGAAAAUAUGAAAGCUGUUGUCGGCUCAAUUUGGAUACUAAUGCAAGCGUUUGGCAAUAUACUUAUUAUUAUAUUCACUCGUUUGUUGGUUAACGUACAGAUGCAAACACAAUUUAUUAUGUACGCAAGCUUGAUGUUUUUAUCAAUGGUGAUAUUUCAUUACCAAAGUCGUAAUUACAAGUUUGCGGAAAAUGUUAAAGACGAAGAAUUACAAGAAAUGAAAGGACAUUCAAAAUAUGAUACUAAAAAACUUAAAUAUAAAUCUAACGACUCAAAUUCUGAAGAAAUAAGUUUUGAAUUAAUUAAAGAUUAG
Molecule: messenger RNA, 2141 nt
Organism: Papilio machaon (common yellow swallowtail)
Lineage: Eukaryota; Metazoa; Arthropoda; Insecta; Lepidoptera; Papilionidae
Product: peptide transporter family 1-like
Exons: 14
Coding region: 15-2141 (708 amino acids)
Biological process (GO): transmembrane transport
Cellular component (GO): membrane
Molecular function (GO): dipeptide transmembrane transporter activity
Source: RefSeq, a predicted model, not a curated record